Messenger RNA from Anopheles arabiensis, 3035 nucleotides. It is a transcript of the gene eEF5, whose product is annotated as eukaryotic translation initiation factor 5A. Gene Ontology annotation, molecular function: translation elongation factor activity; ribosome binding; RNA binding. Bases 401 to 883 code for a protein of 160 amino acids. The record is from RefSeq and is a predicted model, not a curated record. Gene Ontology annotation, biological process: positive regulation of translational termination; positive regulation of translational elongation. The transcript is spliced from 4 exons. NCBI's taxonomy places the organism in Eukaryota, Metazoa, Arthropoda, Insecta, Diptera, Culicidae.
CUCUUGCGAACACCACACGUUCGUGCCGCGUGAAUCGUGCCGUCUCGCUUGCGCACCGCACCGAUGUGCUUCCGCAACUAACGCCAUCGUUGGAGCGAUCUUCUUUUGUCCGUGACCAUUUUGAUCACACAUCGUAAGCAAGAUCUUUUACAGAUCCGUCAGAUUAACCGUGCAUAUACAACAGCAUUGUUUGUAUAUCCAGUCAUCUGGAGGAACGGAGGAUCUCUGCCUACAACAACCCACCCCGUCGUCAUCGUCCCUGGGAGGAUAGUGCCGCGGCAGCAGCAAUCGGAAGAACUCUGCUUCGUUUUUAGCGCCAACCCCCCCGUUGUGCUCUUUUUUCUCUCUCUCUGUGUGCGAGCGUUUGAUCGUUCCCCCCCAAAAACCCCAAUCAAUCAAAAUGACUGAAAUGGAGGACACUCACUUCGAAACCGCCGACUCCGGCGCGUCCCAGACGUUCCCGAUGCAGUGUUCCGCGCUGCGCAAAAAUGGUCACGUGAUGCUGAAGGGACGGCCCUGCAAGAUUGUGGAAAUGUCCACUUCCAAGACUGGCAAGCACGGUCACGCCAAGGUCCACAUGGUCGGAAUCGACAUCUUCACCGGCAAGAAGUAUGAAGAUAUCUGCCCGUCAACACACAACAUGGACGUCCCGAAUGUAAAGCGCGAGGACUACCAGCUGACCGACAUUGACGAUGGCUUCCUGGUGCUGAUGAGCGACAACGGCGACCUGCGUGAAGAUCUGAAGAUCCCGGACGGUGAAUUGGGUACCCAGCUGCGCUCGGAAUUCGAUUCCGGCAAAGAGAUUGUCUGCACUGUCUUGAAAUCAUGUGGCGAAGAGACUGUGAUUGCCAUUAAAAACAACACCUCAGGUGAUAAAAACUAAUACUUCGUUGCCUGUCUAAACAACAACCACAACAACAAACACAACAGCAGCAGCAGCAGUAAAAAAGCAGUAAACGACGGUACCAGAAUCAGCCGUAGCAGCAGCAGCAGCAGCAGCAGCAUCAGCAGUAGGCGCCGGCCACACAUAUUACAGCACUUUCUUAUACCAUCACCACAACAACAACAGCAACUACUACUACUACUACUACAACUCCUCCUGUUGCACCAAGCAGCAAGAAGAGCAACAGCAUUCACCACCACCAGCAGCUAGAAUAUAUAAAGAUAUAAAGAAGAAGGAAAAAACACAAACAAACAAAAAAACACAUUAGAAAUACCAUCUCGUCUCUGAGGUUUACAAAAAAGAAACAAUAAAGGAAAGUUGUUAAACCGACAAAUAACAAACACAGAAAAAGAACAAGGAAGAAAACAAAAAGAAAUUGUGAAACAGAUGUGUGAAACAAUGCGGUAGCAGCAGAUAACAUCAACAAGCAGAAGAAGAAGAACAACAACAACUGCAAAAUGCAUGAUGGCACAAGAAGAACACCAGCAACACACACAAACACAUCCAGCCAGCCAGCCCGCAUCCGCAUCCGCUCUCCCGUCACCACCACCCAUGUGUGCUGUGCACCUCUGGGGGUUUGGAAAGGAAAAACAAAACAUAGUUAUAUAACAUCGUUUCUAUAUUAAAUGGGGGAAAAAAAUGACGACAUUAACAACCACCAACACGACACAACUACGACGGAUUAGCCUUUUUCUCCUUCUAGAGAAACUAGAGAACCACUAUUUCGUUGAGGUUGAGGUUGUGGUCUUCUUUUUACCGUUUUUGAAGACGAAUUUCGUCGAGUGUGGAGUAAUAUCGAGAGAGAGAGAGAGAGUGAGCAAAGGGAUUCAUUUACCAUCCAACUAGCGGAGGAGCGAACGCGGCUGAAGAAGAAUAUAUAAUCCUCAGAAAAUGGAGAUCCCUUGCCGCGGGGGCAUACAAUUUGGUGCAAACACGACGAUAAUCGAUACCAUUAUUGCAUUUUUUUUGUUAGUUUGUUUGUUUUUUCAAACUCUAGAGCAGAAGGAUAGAGAGAGAAAGAAAGAGAGAGAGGAAGAACACGUUGUAUUUGAAACUGAGAAAUGAGGAAGAAAAUACAAUCCCCCCCUCCGUUUUCCACAGAGAAUGCGUUUGCCGCCUCACCAUACAUACACUUACACACCCACACACAUUUACGUUUUGAACAAGGAAAGAAGCUUCGCUGUUUGUAGUUUGCAGAAAGAACCAUGUUGGGAAAGGAGAGGAUCAUAUGGAUUAUGAUGGCGGUGGGGUGGGGGGAAAGGAAAGGGUAACUUUUAACUGCACAGUGCUGGUACACACCGAAUGUGCAAGAUCAAUCUCUCUGUACUGUCGUUCACAAUAGCAGAAGCUUUUGAGAGUGGGUGGUGGUGGUGGUGGUGGUGGUAGUAGGUGGACGCGGAAGUGUAGUAUUGUGCCUCAGAGCAUGAUCAAGCAUCUUCCUCUCCCUAUUCGGCGUUUUGCUUGUUGUUCAGCAAAUCGUGUGGCGACAAGAAUACUAAUCACAAAUAGAGCAUUAGGUGGUGGUGGGAGAUGUGGUAACUUACUACGAGUCGAUGUGACAUGAAAUCCUAAUAAUCAAUCAAGAGAGAGAGAGAGAGAGAGAGAGAGAGAGAUUGCUUUUCCACUUUUUUGCCCACUUACGUUCGUUCCGUUUGGUUUCUUUUUCAUCCCAAAAAAUAGUAUCUUCCUCUCGUCUAACGCUACCUUGUAACGUACUUUGCAUUAAGUGGCUAUAUACAAUCAUUUUUGAAGUAAGAUCGUUUUUUUUCUUUUUCAAAACACGUUCAUUACCAAACGAUCGUGUUUUAGCGUGCACUUUGAAACAUCUUCGAUCCAUGUAAGUGUGUGUGUGUGUGUGUGUGUAUGGUGUCGUAUUCGGUUGAUCUAGUUCAGUAGAGUUGUAAGAGAUCAAGCAAAUUGUUAAAAAACAGGAGAAGAUGUAAUACAAGAACAAAUUACCUUCCCACUGCAAGGAAUGUAGCAAACAAUAGGGAAACGAAAUAGAAAUAACGAUCAUUAUACUACUGUGUGUUCAACAGUGAUUGACGGAAUAGAAAACACAGACACACACACACACACACACACACACACA